UAAUAGAUCAGAGUUUUAUCAGAAUAGAAUAGAGUUGUAAUAGAUCAGAGUUUUAUCAGAAUAGAAUAGAGCUGUGAUAGAUUUUAGUUUUAUCAGAAUAGAAUAGACUUGUGAUAGAUUUUAGUUUUAUCAGUAUAGGAUAGAGUUGUAAUAGAUCAGUUUUAUCAGAAUAGAAUAGAGUUGUAAUAGAUCAGAGUUUUAUCAGAAUAGAAUAGAGUCGUAAUAGAUCAGAGUUUUAUCAGAAUAGAAUAGAGCUGUGAUAGAUUAGAGUUUUAUCAGAAGAGAAUAGAAUAGAGCUGUGAUAGAUUAGUUUUAUCAGAAGAGAACAGAAUAGAGUUGUGAUAGAUUAGAGUUUUUCAGAAUAGAUUAGAGUAUCUCAGUAGAGAACAGAGUUCCGAGUAGAAUUCAGCUUAUUGUGUAUAGAUUUCGGAUUUUUACUGCGAGCUCUUUCCAGAAGGUCAGUGGUGACAUGGGUUCUGCUGCAUCCUUCUCCGCUAUGUUCAUCAAGGUGAAGGCAGCGAAAGGAGAGACGGCUGAGGAGCAGGGAGCGAAACGACAAACCAGAAACACAGCGCAAUUCACCACCAACGUCAUUGUACAGCCGUCUAUGCCGUCCAAUCCAGCACCGUACAAAACCCCGGAAGCCGUCCAGCCCUCUCCAGCACCUCCUACCUCAGCAGCGGAGAACACGGACGCCGUCCCAGCUCACACGGAGCUUCUCGGAGACAUCCCCUUCACCCUAGCGCCUCACAUCCUUGCCAUGCACGCCGGCCUGCCUCGGCUUCCCGACUUCAACCUGCCCCGAGACAUCAACGAGAACCUGGCCAACUUCUGCUACGACUUCACGCUGGAGAACUCGGUGCUGUGCGAGCCGUGACCUCCGACCCCUGAUCGGCCCCCUAAAACCUCAGAGUUUACAUGCAGGAACCCCAGAUCACCAGGAGUAUCAUGCUGGUGGAUUUCUCAGGAUGUUAGGUAGCACCAAGUGAAACCGGCUCUUUCUAGAAGUAAAUAAAAUGAUAUCAGGAUUGAUGUUUGUUUUGCAUUUCUGAGCUUGAAGCCACACUGUAGGGUAUCUUAUGCUGUAACACGUGCUUGCUCUGCUCUCUACACCUCCUUUUUUUGCUUUUUGAUCAGCUCACAUCUUAACCUGAUCUUCUUCACAGUAAAAUAUUGAAGAAAAGCUGUUGUAGAUGUCUUGAGAAGCCAUAUUAGAUCAUAACAAGAUAUCUAAUGUCCAGGUUUUGAUGAAAAGUAUCUUAUAUGUUGUUGUUUUUUUUUAGUAUAUAUAUGAUUUUGGAUAUAUCCAGAUUGUUACUGCAUGAUUUAAUGGUUUGCAGUGAAGCUGUUCUGGCUCACUGAAGCGGCUUCUAUUAAUGUCCCAAAAGUCUCCUUUUUGGACAAAAUGUCUUCCACAUGCUUUCAGGCUUAGUUUCUGUUAGAGAUUUUUCUCAGUUAGGUUUUAAAAAUGCUUCUGACAAAAAUAUUAAAAUCACUCUCCUGGUUGGAUCCGGAAGCAGUAGAGAUGGAGUUACAGGAACAGGAAACAUGGCAAGCACAGCACACACAUAUCACACACACAUCAUACAUACAUCACACAUACAUGACACACAUAUCACACAUCAUACGACACGCACAUAAUACAUAUGACACAUCACACACACAUCAUGUAUAUGACGCAUCGCACGACUUAUACAUAUGACACAUCACACACACACAUCAUACAUAUGACACAUCACAUACAAACUCAUACACACACAUCAUACAUAUGACACAUCACACACAUACACACAACACACACAAACUCACAAACACACACAUCAUGCAUAUGACACAUCACAUGACACACAUCAUACAUAUGACACAUCACAUACAAACUCAUACACACACAUCAUACAUAUGACACAUCACACACAUACACACAACACACACAAACUCACAAACACACACAUCAUACAUAUGACACAUCACAUGACACACAUCAUACAUAUGACACAUCACAUACAAACUCAUACACACACAUCAUACAUAUGACACAUCACACACAUACACACAACACACACAAACUCACAAACACACACAUCUCACAACACACACAUCAUACAUAUGACACAUCACAGACACACACAUCACACACACAAAUAUCACACAUACUGUGGGCAGACUGGGGCAGAUGUUUUGUUCUUGGCUCCUGAGACUUCUGGGACUCUCUGUAGUUUGUACAAGGGUUGUUUGGGGUUUUUUUGUUGCGCUAUUGACCUCUGUUCAUUUCUGUAGCAUGUAUAUUUAUACAUUUAACAACAGAAUUUCAGUGACACAUCUGCUGCUGUUGACACGCUGCACUUCUAGAAACAUGUCUAAAACGUUUCACAGGUAACUAUGUAGUAGGUUACUGGGUUUGGUCUGUGGUGAAUAUUUCUCGUUAUUUCUCGUCAUGUUUGUGCCUUUUUGAAAUCCCAGACACUUUUUCCUCUUCAUCGUCCAAACUAUUUUCUCUCUGUCUGGACAAGAAUCUUGCCUGCUGUGUUUCACCUUUUAAAGAAGAAAAAAUUCAUUUAGGCCAAAUGUAGGGUCUAAAGUAGCGAACAUGACGCUAAUGCUCAUGAGGUUAAUGUAGCCAACAAGCUAAAUCAUCAUUGCCUUAAACUACCGUUUAUCUCAGUAACACUGAGUUCAUAAUGUUUUAUUUGACAAAAAUGACAUAUCAUAGGAAUUACCUAAAACUGUUUACUUCCUGUUUAUUUGCACAACACAGAAUCGGUAGCUAGGCUUCCUUCUCUCGUUAGCUCUAUUCGCUUCAGCUAAACUAAAGAAGCAAACGUCAGGCGCCAAAUACGUCUUCGCUCAUCGCCUGCAUUUAGGUUCAGAGGAAAAUUGAGGUUAAAUUCAAGGUUAAACUUGGAAACUCACUUUGUAAUGAAAGAAACAAAAAAGAUUGCACAAUCCUCUCUGUUAUUUAAGCUUCUUUCUUUUCAGAUGAUCAGAGGUGCCAAUAAUUUUGUGUGUAAAUUGAGCAUCAUUUGAUUAAAGAUGUUUUGAUUUUUAA
Hemibagrus wyckioides is the source of this 3046-nucleotide messenger RNA. It is a transcript of the gene umad1, whose product is annotated as UBAP1-MVB12-associated (UMA) domain containing 1. The transcript has 3 exons. The record is from RefSeq and is a predicted model, not a curated record. Lineage: Eukaryota; Metazoa; Chordata; Actinopteri; Siluriformes; Bagridae. The coding region runs from base 470 to 877 and encodes 135 amino acids.